AUGAGUAAAUUGCAAGUUCUUAUUGACGACCCUUCUUUGAAUGAGUUUGCGCCAACUAUUGUUGGUCGACAGAAAAAGACGUAUGACCUCCUUUCACGUAUUGAGGCAUCUGAAGGUUCUCUUGAGCAAUUUGCAGAUUCGUACAAACGCUAUGGCUUAGUGCGAGGCACUGAGAACCAAAAUGGCAAAGAUGUCGAGGGUUGGGUAUUUAGAGAGUGGGCUCCCAACUUCAAGGAGAUGUAUCUCUUUGGUGACUACAACAAUUGGGACAGAAACACUGCGUACAAAAUGCACCGUGAUGAGUUUGGGACUCACUCAGGGUUCAUUGCAGACGUUAAUGGGAAGAGUGUAAUUCCUCACAUGUCCAAAAUUAAGUUCUAUGGUAUUACACAUCAAGGUGAAAGACUCGACAGAAUCCCAACAUAUCACAGAUACUGUGUUAUCAACAAGAAGAUGUCGUGUAUGGAAGCUGUUGUAUAUAACCCGGAGAACCCGUACAAGUUCACUGCGCAACGCCCAGGUAUACCAGAGGCCUUAAAAAUCUAUGAGAGUCACGUGGGCAUUUGUACCCCAGAUACUAAAAUAGCGACUUAUGACGACUUCAGAGAGAGAAUUGUACCGUACUGUAAAAACGUUGGAUACAACGCAAUACAAUUAAUGGCUAUUAUGGAACACCCGUAUUACGCCUCGUUUGGGUAUCAAGUCACCAACUUCUUUGCGCCAUCUUCGAGAUUUGGAACACCAGACCAACUCAAGAGACUCAUUGAUGAAUGCCACCGACAAGGGAUUGUUGUCUUACUUGAUAUAGUCCAUUCGCAUACAUCUUCUAAUGUCGUUGAUGGUAUUAACAAUUUUGAUGGGAGUGACGCACACUACUUGUUACCGGGUGACCACGGGAGACACCCCCUUUGGGGCUCAAGACUCUUCAAUUACAACAACUACGAGACGAUCAGAUUCUUGUUGUCAAACGUUAGAUAUUACGCAGAGGAAUUCCAGUUUGACGGGUUCAGAUUUGAUGGUGUGACCUCGAUGAUAUAUACUCAUCACGGUGUCGGUGGAUGCACAUUUGAUUAUAAGAACUUCUACGGUCCAUGCGCCAAUGAAGACGCGUUGAGCUAUUUGUCUCUUGUGAACAUCUUAGUACACAGAAAGGAUAUGCACUGCGUAACUAUUGCUGAAGACGUUUCUGGAUAUGCUGGGUUGUGCAGAACCGUUGAAGAUGGAGGAGUUGGGUUUGACUAUAGACUUGCGAUGUCAUGUCCAGACUUGUGGGUCGAGUACUUGAAGACCAAGAAAGACGAAGACUGGAACGUCAACCACAUUGGGUUCACUUUGAAUAACAGAAGAUGGAAGGAAAAAUGUAUUGCGUAUGCGGAGUGCCAUGACCAAGCACUUGUUGGUGACAAGACAAUAUCAUUCUGGUUGAUGGAUAAGGAGAUGUACACUGGUAUGUCACAAGUGUGGGCACCUUCAUUUAUCAUCUCGAGGGGUAUUGCUCUCCAUAAAAUGAUUCGACUUGUGACGUGCAUGUUAGGUGGAGAAGGAUAUUUGACAUUCAUGGGUAACGAAUUUGGACACCCCGAAUGGUUGGACUUCCCGAGAGAAGGUAAUGGAGAUUCAUUCCAUUACGCAAGAAGACAAUACAACUUGGUUGAAGACAAGUUACUGAGAUACAAGAAUUUACUUGCUUUCGAAAGAAGCAUGUUUGCUCUUGAGAAGGAACACCCGUGGCUUUGUAAACAAAACGCUUUCAUUAGUAAACACAACGAGGCCGACUACGUUCUUGCUUUCCAAAGAGGCGAUUGCAUUGCUGUUUUUAACUUCAAUCCAAACAAAAGUUUCACUGACUAUGGUGUCGGUGUGAAGGAACCUGGAAAAUACAAAAUUGUUUUAAGCUCUGACGAUAAAGAAUUCGACGGAUUUGGAAACGCGGUCUCCGGUGGAGAAUUGUUCACUGAGAAUAUGUCGUGCGACGGAUUGCCAUAUAUGGUCAAAGUGUACAUCCCAACAAGAGUUGUCAUCGUAUUGGUCAAAAUUAAUUAA
Molecule: messenger RNA, 2043 nt
Organism: Entamoeba invadens IP1
Lineage: Eukaryota; Evosea; Mastigamoebida; Endamoebidae
Product: 1,4-alpha-glucan-branching enzyme, putative
Exons: 1
Coding region: 1-2043 (680 amino acids)
Biological process (GO): glycogen biosynthetic process
Cellular component (GO): cytoplasm
Molecular function (GO): hydrolase activity, hydrolyzing O-glycosyl compounds; cation binding; 1,4-alpha-glucan branching enzyme activity
Source: RefSeq, a predicted model, not a curated record